AUGUUUGUUAUUGUCGUGGAGUGUAAGGAGCCAUGGCCUCCUGGUUUUUACCUCGUCCUCGGCUACAUCGGCCUGCUAGCCUUCAUCUGCCUCCUGCUGGCGUUCCUCGGUCGGAAGCUACCAGAUACUUUCAACGAAGCUAAAUUCAUCACCUUCAGCAUGCUGAUUUUUAUUGCUGUGUGGAUCUCUUUCAUUCCAGCGUAUGUUAGCUCUCCUGGGAAGUUCUCAGCUGCAGAAAAAAGAAAAGCUCUGAAAAUAGAAGAAGAUGGCGAGAAAGAAGAUGCCACAAGAGACACGCUGAAAGAGUUGAGGAAAGAGGAUGUAAAUGCUGUGAAUUCCAGUUUACCUCAUUGUGUCAACCUAGGAAAUACUGAGCCUCUAACUUUGCAGUUAGAAGGGGAUGUUGUUAUUGGAGGGAUGUUUCCUCUGCACUAUGUGGCCCCAGAACCAGAACAGAGCUACCACAGCAAACCCCAAAUGGCUGCUUGCAGUGGGUUUGACCCCCGAGCUUUCCGAUGGAUGAUGACCAUGGCGUUCGCUGUGGAAGAAAUAAACAAUAACUCUGAUCUGCUACAAGGCAUAAAGUUAGGUUAUCGUAUCGUGGACAGCUGUGACAGCAUCCACACCAGCUUGCAAGCUUUUUUCUCAUUAGUCAGUUUCUCAGAAGUUGUGUCAACACAACUUGGAUCUUUCAAAUGUUUGUCUGAAUCUCCCAUUUCUGCUGUUAUUGGUCUGGCAUCCUCUUCUCCAACAAGAGCUAUGGCUCAAACUCUUGGCUCGUUCAACAUCCCACUGGUGAGCUAUUUUGCUACUUGUACUUGUCUCACUGACAAGCAAAUAUACCCAUCAUUCCUGAGAACUGUGCCGAGUGAUCUUUUUCAAGUUAAAGGUCUCGUACAGCUGGUCACAUACUUUGGCUGGUUCUGGGUGGGCACAGUUGGAAUCACAGAUGACUACAGUCGCUAUGGAAUCCAAGAAUUCUCAAAUCAGUUUAAAUUACAGGGUGGUUGUGUGGAAUAUCAUCUCACUAUCCCACCAUCGCCCACAGCGGCCGACAUCCGGAAAAUGGCAGAUACAGUGCAGAUGUCAACAGCACAGGUUGUUGUGGUGUUUUCUAAUGAAGGACAACUACUGGAGCUGUUUUCAGAACUUGCUCAACGAAAUGUAACAGGACUCCAGUGGCUAGCGAGUGAAUCCUGGGUAGCAGCCACUCUUCUGACCACACCACACUUCCAUCAUCUUUUAGAGGGAACACUGGGAUUCACCUUCCCAGGAGUGUGGAUACCUGGGUUGAAGGAAUUCCUGCUGAAUGUUCGACCAUCUCCCAAACCAGGGAUGGAACUGAUUAACAUGUUCUGGGAAGAACAGUUUGGCUGUAAGCUCAAGUUUGAAGGAGACAAUUUAAAAGAAACUGAGACUGAUGCUCCGGACAACAUCAGACCUGUAUGUACAGGGUCAGAAGACCUGAGUCUGGCCUCCAGCAGUUAUACAGAUGUGUCUAAGGUCAGAAUAUCCUACAACGUGUAUAAAGCAGUUUUCACCAUUGCACAUGCUCUGCAUGCUUUAUUGAGUUGUGACUCAGCAGGGCCUAACAAAGGAACAUGUGCCAAACAGAGACAGUUCACACCAGACCAGUUGUUGUAUUAUUUGAAGAAUGUGAAUUUCACAAGCCAGUUUGGGGAGAAAAUAUAUUUUGACUCUAAUGGAGAGCCAGUCCCACGCUAUGACAUCAUCAACUGGCAGAAGGACACGCAGGGUCACAUGAGAUUUAUUAAAGUAGGAAGUUUUGAUGGUUCAGCACCACAGGGACAGCAGCUGCAGUGGGAUUUUUGCCACUUUUAUAAUUUUCAAAAAAAAAAAUUAAGUUUGAUAGAAAAGCAUAGAUGUGAUAUGUACUAUCAACCCCCUUUGUUUGUCCAGGUCCCUACAUCCCAGUGUAGUGUUCCAUGUCCUCCUGGCAGCAGACAGGCCACACGUCCAGGAGAGCCUCUCUGCUGCUUUGAUUGCUUACCUUGUGCAGAUGGAGAGAUCAGCAACCAGACUGGUUCGACUGAGUGCAUCAAAUGUCCAGAGUUCUUCUGGUCAGACCCAGAUAAAGUCAAAUGUGUUGCAGGGGUUGAAGAAUUUUUGUCUUUCAAUGAGACCAUGGGUAUCAUCUUAGUUACCCUCACUCUGCUGGGUGUUAUCCUGACAAUCAUCAUCACUGCCAUCUUUCACCAUUUUCGGACCACACCCAUCGUCAAGGCCAACAACUCUGACAUAAGUUUCUUGCUGCUCCUGUCACUCAAGCUCUGUUUCCUGUGUUCGUUGAUGUUCAUUGGCCAACCGUCCCUAUGGACAUGUAUGUUUCGCCAGGCAGCGUUUGGCAUCAGUUUUGUCAUCUGUCUGUCGUGCCUUUUAGUCAAGACUAUUGUGGUUCUUUUGGCUUUCCGGGCUAAUGUACCUGGCACCAAGGGUCAAGGGAUGUUUGGUCCAUCUCAGCAAAGGACUUUGAUCGUCGGUACAACAGCUCCUCAGGUAGAAGAAGUUUGUAACAGUCAUUCUAACUGUAUUUUGAAAGCCCAUGCAAGAGUGGAAUUUUUUAUUUCCACUUUUUAUAAAUAAUGUUUUUUGGCCUCAGAUGUGUCUGAGCUCAGGCUGGCUGUUGGGGGCUCCUCCGUUCCCCUUCAGGAAUCCAACAUACCAGGCCCUAAAUGGAAAAGUAAGAAAAACUAAUUCAACAUUAAAUAACAUUAAAGACAUACUAGAAUAUUUGGAAAGGCCAUUCUCAGUUGUAAAAUUCAGUCAGAAUACUUACUAAAAAAACACCAUUAUUUUGUUUUAAUCACA
This is a messenger RNA of Nothobranchius furzeri (turquoise killifish), 2829 nucleotides long. NCBI's taxonomy places the organism in Eukaryota, Metazoa, Chordata, Actinopteri, Cyprinodontiformes, Nothobranchiidae. The record is from RefSeq and is a predicted model, not a curated record.